GUUUCAGAUCUGAAAGAACCACAUAACCCUAAGCCUCAAUCAAACGGCUAGGUUGCGCUGGAACUUAAAUGGCAGUGACAGAGGCUCAAAAUCCUCUUCUUGGAGAAAACACCUGUGGUUCCUUGUUAAAGAAGCUUCAGGAAAUAUGGGAUGAGGUUGGUGAGAGCGACGAGGAAAGAGACAAGAUGCUUCUUCAGUUAGAGCAGGAGUGCUUGGAUGUGUACAAGAGAAAGGUUGAGCAGGCUGCAAAGUCGAGGGCACAGCUACUUCAAGCCUUGUCUGAUGCUAAGCUUGAGCUUUCUGGUCUUCUAUCAGCUCUUGGAGAAAAGAGCUUUGCUGAAAUUCCUGAAAACACUUCUGGAACUAUCAAGGAAGAGCUUGAAGCCAUAGCACCAAUACUUGAACAGUUAUGGCAACAAAAGGAAGAAAGAAUAAGGGAGUUCUCAGAUGUACAGUCACAGAUCCAAAACAUAUGUGGAGAAAUAGCUGGGAACUUGAACCUUAGUGAUGUUCCCCCUGCAGUUGACGAGUCUGACUUGUCCCUGAAGAAGUUAGAUGAAUAUCAAUGUGAGCUCCAAGAUCUUCAAAAAGAAAAGAGUGAGAGAUUGCACAAGGUUCUUGAAUUUGUGAGUACUGUGCAUGAUCUAUGUGCUGUCCUUGGUAUGGACUUCUUCAGUACCGUAACUGAGGUUCAUCCAAGCCUAAAUGACUCUGCUGGUGUUCAAUCCAAAAGUAUAAGCAACGACACCCUAGCUAGGCUGGCUAAGACUGUCUUGACGCUGAAAGAAGAUAAAAAACAGAGGCUUCACAAACUACAAGAAUUAGCUUCACAGUUAAUUGAUCUGUGGAAUCUAAUGGAUACCCAUCCGGAGGAAAGGAGACUAUUUGACCAUGUUACGUGUAAUAUGUCUGCUUCUGUCGAUGAAGUCACUGUUCCUGGGGCCCUUGCUCUGGAUUUGAUUGAGCAGGCUGAGGUGGAAGUUGAGAGGCUUGAUCAGCUGAAAGCCAGCAGGAUGAAGGAAAUUGCUUUCAAGAAGCAAACAGAGCUUGAGGAGAUAUUUUCCUGUGCCCAUAUUGAAAUAGAUCCAGAAGCUGCCCGAGAGAAGAUUAUGGCAUUAAUUGAUUCUGGAAACAUUGAACCAACUGAAUUAUUGGCUGAUAUGGACAAUCAGAUAGCGAAAGCAAAAGAAGAAGCUUUAAGCCGAAAAGAUAUAUUGGACAAGGUUGAGAAAUGGAUGUCAGCAUGUGAAGAAGAGAGUUGGCUUGAAGACUACAACCGGGAUGAAAACAGGUAUAAUGCAAGCAGAGGUGCACACUUAAACCUCAAGCGUGCAGAGAAAGCUCGGAUACUGGUCAACAAAAUUCCAGCUUUGGUUGAUACAUUGGUUGCUAAAACUCGUGCAUGGGAAGAAGAGCAUGACAUGUCAUUCACUUAUGAUGGUGUUCCUCUCCUUGCUAUGUUAGAUGAAUAUGCCAUGCUCAGGCAUGAAAGGGAAGAGGAAAAACGAAGGAUGAGGGACCAGAAGAAGUACCACGAGCUGCAAAACACAGAACAGGAAGCCAUCUUUGGUUCAAGACCCAGCCCUGCUAGGCCAGUCAGCGCCAAGAAGGUAGUGGGACCUCGAGCUAAUGGUGGAGCCAAUGGUACUCCUAACCGACGGCUAUCGCUUAAUGCUCAUCAAAAUGGAAGCAGGUCCACAUCGAAAGACGGAAAAAGGGAUAAUACUAGACCUGUUGCUCCCGUGAAUUAUGUGGCCAUAUCAAAAGAAGAUGCUGCUUCCCAAGUUUCUGCUACUGAACCCAUCCCGAUAUCACCCUAAUAACGAGAUCUUUGUUUUCAACCUCAUAGUUUCAUCUUUGUAGCAUUGUCAUAUUACUAGUUAAUGCUUUAGGAAUAUAAUCUGUGAGUGACAAGUAAUUGGAGAGGAACUGUUCUGAGCUGUGUAUGUUAUAUUUGCCAUUUGGAGGUUUUCUCAAUACAUGUUGGCUUAUCCAUUG
Molecule: messenger RNA, 1998 nt
Organism: Gastrolobium bilobum
Lineage: Eukaryota; Viridiplantae; Streptophyta; Magnoliopsida; Fabales; Fabaceae
Product: 65-kDa microtubule-associated protein 1-like
Exons: 10
Coding region: 69-1820 (583 amino acids)
Biological process (GO): microtubule cytoskeleton organization; cytokinesis by cell plate formation
Cellular component (GO): spindle; cytoplasm
Molecular function (GO): microtubule binding
Source: RefSeq, a predicted model, not a curated record